GUAUCUGUUCCUCCUCUUUUUGGCUUUUCAAUAUUUGAUUAGGGUUUGAUGAUCCUUUGUUAACUACCAGCAGCGAUGAUGUCUAUUUACUAAGCUUUGGAACCAACCACAAUGAUCGAUGGCCUAUUCUUUGGGCUGUUUUUGACAAUACAAUCUCCUCUACAGCGUUUGGGCAUUCUUACUGCGCUGUUUGAGACCGCAGAGAGUAGCAAGCCACCUCCAUAAGCUCAGAUGGAGAUGAAUAAUAAGGAAUGCUUUUCGGAUGACUUAGAGGCUUUGCUUUUCCUUUCAAUGAAAGCUUUUGGGGAUAAAGUUCUGUUGUGGACAACAUUGGCAGGAGGUUGGCAACAGUUUGAUUGGUGCGUUGGCCAUAGGUCAUCUUCUGUACUUCUUGGGAAGAAUGUUUGUUGUCAUGGUCUCAGAUUUGGAAAUUCAGGUCUAAGCAACAGAGGAAGAAGAAGGGGAAAGGACAGGGAGAUUCUGACGAUAGAGAAAAAUAAAAGAAAAGCCUGUGUUGCUUGGUGUCUCUUUUAUAGGCAUGUAUAAACCAAUUCUUAUUCUUAUUAAUUUGAUCAAUUCCUUAAAAUUA
Molecule: messenger RNA, 589 nt
Organism: Dendrobium catenatum
Lineage: Eukaryota; Viridiplantae; Streptophyta; Magnoliopsida; Asparagales; Orchidaceae
Exons: 3
Coding region: 232-546 (104 amino acids)
Source: RefSeq, a predicted model, not a curated record